AUGAGCGCGCGGUUGCUGUGGCUGGUGCUGACUUGCGCGACGGCGGUGCAUGCGGCGCGCAUACUAGCCGUCCUACCGACCAACACCAAGAGCCACUACGCAAUGUACGGCAGAAUCUUAGAUGCACUUGCCAGGAAGAAUCACUAUUUGACCGUCAUUACUCAUUUUCCUAUGAAAACCCCACCGUCCAACGUAGAAGAGAUCAGUCUAGCUGGUACUAUACCGGAAAUAACCAAUAAUCUCACUAAGCAAAAUAAUUCCUUAAAGCCAAAUGCCAUUCAAAAUUUAGAACAAAUCAUGAAAGAAUGUGUUCACGCUUGUGAAAUUGUGUCACAAAAUCCAGAAGUGAAGGCCCUAGUAAAUUCCACAAGAACCUUUGAUUUAGUUAUUGUAGAGGUAUUUGGCAGUGAAUGCUUCCUUCCAUUUGGAAAUCGAUUUAAAGCUCCUGUAGUUGGACUGUUGUCAAGUGUGCCUUUACCAUGGGUCAAUGAACAACUUGGAAACCCAGAAGGACCAGCAUAUAUACCGGCCUACAUGAUGGGUUUUGGACAACGAAUGAAUUUGUGGGAGCGAUUUCUAAACACAAUAGCAGUUAUUUGGGCAAAAAUCUAUUAUAAGAACAAAUCACAGAUACCGUCACAGGUGAUUGCUGAUAAACUCUUUGGCCCUGGUCCUAAGUUGGAAACAUUAGCGCAAAACUAUAGUUUAGUUUUAGCUAACAGUCAUUACAGUAUUAACGAAGUACGGCCACUAGUUCCUACUUUAGUGGAGGUUGGCGGCUUACAUCUAGAUAACACACAAACAUUGCCAAAGGAUCUAAAACUCCUUCUAGACAAUGCUGACGAAGGCGUCAUUUAUUGGAGUUUUGGUUCUAUGUCACGUAUUGAAACUAUUCCCAAUGAGAAGCUGGCGCAGAUAUUCAGCGCGAUUUCCGAGUUGUCUCAAACUGUCCUCGUACGGAUGAACCGACGACUGCUUGCACGCAACCUUACCGUACCUGACAACGUUUACACCAUGGAUUGGAUACCUCAAUAUAAGACUCUAUGUCAUCCCAAUGUAAAGUUAUUUGUGUCACAUGGUGGGUUAUUGGGAACGCAAGAGACGGUAGCAUGUGGAGUCCCUACACUAGUGGUGCCACUGUAUGCUGAUCAGGCUUUAAACGGACGUGCUAUGAGCGACCGCGGCGUCGCGCGAGUUAUAUCUUUAAGACAUUCUACUUCUGAAACUUGGAAAGAAGCUUUUCACGACUUAUUGACAAAUCACAGGUACAAAGAACGCGCCCUUAAGUUGAGAGAUAUUUUCCUUGAUCGACCCAUGCCACCAUUGGAAACUGCGGUGUAUUGGAUAGAAUAUGUCUUAAGGCAUAAGGGAGCUAGCCACAUGCGAUCACCAGCUCUCGAAUUAAAUUAUACACAGUACCUACUACUAGAUGUGGGAGCACUUAGUAUUGUUAUAACCUCAUUGACAAUUUAUAUACUUCAUAAGUUAUUCAGACACUUAAGCACUCGAUGCAUUCGGUGGUGGCCUAAAGAAAUUCUCUUAGAAAAGAGGCUAUUCAGAAGAAAUAUUAGUCUUUUUCAUUGUUUCCUAUGGAUUUACAAAGUGAAAACAAAC
Messenger RNA from Brenthis ino (lesser marbled fritillary), 1614 nucleotides. The record is from the annotation of a GenBank genome assembly. Lineage: Eukaryota; Metazoa; Arthropoda; Insecta; Lepidoptera; Nymphalidae.